AUGUCUUACAAUAAAGUAGAAGCAGUUCGAGAAAAAUCAGAUGCUGAAAAGUUGAUUCUUUCUAAUGAUUAUGUUGCUGCUAGAACAAAACUCAAGAAAGCCCAACAACUUUUUCCAGCACUGGAUCACAUUGCCCCAAUGCUUACUGUUUGUGAGAUUCUUUCAGCCUCCACAAACAUAAUCCCAGGUUAUGAAACCGAUUACUACUGGGUUCUUCAGCUUAUGCCUUCAUCAAACCUCACAGAUAUAACUUCUCAAUAUCAGAAACUCGUGUCCUUAUUACAACCUAUAAAAUACAAGUUCCCUGCUACCGAAUUGGCCCUUAAGCUUUUACAUGAAGCAUAUUCUGUGCUUUCUGAUAAGAAGAAGCGCGUGACUUUUGAUAUAAAACGAGGUAUAAGUUGGGUAAAUUACGAAUCUUUUGAACUCAACCCGAAUGCGAUUUCCGAUAACAAUGGUGACAAAGUUCAUGUCAAUAACAUAUUACAAGAAUCUGGUUCUUCCUCUUCGGAUGUUGUUUCCGAAGGGCAUAAAGGUCAAGACAUGGAUAUUAAUUCGGUAUCACGUACACUAAAGGGUGUUUUAAAAAGGGUCGAACAGGAUUAUUACGGUUUUGAUAGUUUCAGGACACACGAAUGUUUUGAAUUAAGAGAUAUUUGGGCUGUUCAUUGCUGUUUACGUGAGCCUUUCAUUGGUGGUAGAUACGGGCAAAUUUGUAAAAAAUCAGGAGGUGAAAUUGAAGUUACAUGGUUGAAACCGAUUCCAGUUACUGAAGGUGAAAGAAGAUGGUUUGAUGCGGGUUUGCCUGUUGCUUGUGGAUCGUUUUGUUUGGAUACAGAAACAAAUGGAAUCAUCGGGUCGAAAGGGGUAUUUUCGUACAAAUGCUCAUGGGAUUCCGGAGUUACAGAGGAGUUAUUCGAGAUUUACCCGAAAAAGGGCGAAGUUUGGGCGUUAUAUCAAGAUUUUGACCUCGAAGAAUGGUCCUACAAUCCUGAUGUCAUACAAGACUGUUCUUUUAAACCAUUUGAAAUCGUAUCCGAUUAUUCGAUAUACACAGGAGUCGAGUGCUGUCCAUUGGUUAAAGUGAACGGUUUCAAAAGCAUUUUUGAACGAACCGAGGACGAAAAUGUCAUUCUACAUGUCGGGCCACGAGACCUAUACAUGCUGGCCCACAACAUUCCAGCGUAUAGAUUUACAGGUGGCGAGAUCGAUGGGGUCCGCAACGGCAUGUUUGAGCUCGAUCAAUUAGCUCUGAGAAACUCAAGUCAAGAACCCGAGGAUUCAACUGUGGCUAAAGAGAAAGAGCCCGAGUUUGUGGACCCUACACCUGGCCCAGAUAGCACGGUUUUGGGCCCAAAUUGGUCUGUAAAUGACUUCACAAUGGGCCAGGUUUGGUCCGUGUACACCGGGAAAGACCUGAUGCCUCGCCAAUACGUUGUAAUCAAUAGCAUGAUUUCACCGACCCGGUUAUCUGCAACGGUUCUCGAACCGGAGCCCGUUCCGGACAUCGAUCUGAGCUGGAAAAACCGGAAUUUCCCGAUUGUUUGUGGUAUGUUUAGAGCGAAAGACACCGUACUCAAUUUUGACUUAAGUCAACUCUCGCAUUCGGUUAACUGCUACAAAAGCAUGAGUGCUUCGGUUUACAAGAUCUUUCCGUUAAAGGGGGAGGUUUGGGCGGUGUUCAAAAAUUGUAAAUCGGGAUUUAAUCGACUGAAUUAUGAUAAUUAUAAAUGUUGGGUGGUUGAGAUUUUGUCUGAUUUUUCUGAAGGGGAGAAGAUGAUGGUGGUUAGAUUGGUGGAAGUCAAGGGUUGUUUGACUUUUUAUGAGCGAUUGCAAGGUGAAGAUGGGUUUGAAAUGGUUCGUGGGUUUUCAAAGAGAGAAAUGUUGUGUUUUUCGCACCGGAUUCCGGCUUUCCGGGUGCCCGGAAUUGGAGGGCAUGGGAUUCCGGAGAGUUCUUGGCAUUUAGAACCGGUGGCUUUACCACCACCAAAUACCUGA
Messenger RNA from Lactuca virosa, 1998 nucleotides. Lineage: Eukaryota; Viridiplantae; Streptophyta; Magnoliopsida; Asterales; Asteraceae. The record is from the annotation of a GenBank genome assembly.